CACCUGUUGGCUGCGGUAAGUGACAUAAAUCUCGCCGGGCGAUGCGGACGGUGUCCUCUCAGAGGCACAGACAGGCUGAGCUCUGGUGCGCUUCGCCCUGCAGUCCAUCCACGUGAGAGACAGACGACAGACUGACUGACUGACUGACUGAGACACCCACUCCCCCGCCUCCGGGCUGCGUACCUCCGAUGGCAGCAGCAGAGCAGUGCUGCCGUCGCGACGACCGCACAGAGAGUGACCACCCACCCAACCUGACAUCGAUGGGUACUCACACGCGAAGCGUUGUGUGGUUACUCCCUCACCAGUGUGUUGUUCUUGUCGCCUCUCUGCACGAUGGCUGGUGGCGCUGGCAGCACAUUGCCGGUCGACAUUGAUGCGGGCGAGGCCGCCACACACUCAUCCUCGCCGGUUCCCAUAACGGUGAGGAGCGCCUCGCACACUGAUUCCUUGGGCGGGUUGGCGGCAGCGGCAUUGGCGCGAGAAAUGAGGCCGUGGAAGAGCCGCCACGACGCGACCAGGCUGAUAGUGUGUGUGUUGGUGUGGGUGGUGUGUGGGUCGAUGACAAGGCUGACGGACAACACACCACCAACACCUGCACAAACACGACACAAGACAAGACAAUCAAUGAAGCUAAGCACACACAGACACACGGUGAUGGUGUCUCGUCUCGCUCACCUCGUUGAGUGUGUGUCGGCAGUGCCAUGAGAGUCACUCUGUGCUGGUGCUUGACGGCCACCACCACACCACCCCGCCGACUCACCAGCAGGUCGGCCUGCCCAAUGCUGUUUGUUCCCUCUCGGCCAAACGCCCUCACCAUCAUCG
Messenger RNA from Vitrella brassicaformis, 822 nucleotides. The record is from the annotation of a GenBank genome assembly. NCBI's taxonomy places the organism in Eukaryota, Vitrellaceae.